CAUCUGUCCUGUGAGCAGUUGUUUAUUGUCCAUCUGCACACCCCGGAGCCUCCAGGCUGCAGGAAUGACUGCAGAGAAGAUGCGGGCAGCGGGGCUCCGGUUGGCCACCGCACUGGUUCUACUUUCCGCAGCAGCGUGCAGGACACGGGCCGAGGUGAUCGACGAUGUCCUGGGGAGCCUCUCCCGCGGUGUGUCCUUCCUGGAGCGACAACACGACCACAUCAACCUGGACGGUGCAGUGGGCUUCGUCAUGCUGCAGGCUGAGCUGAAGGAAGCGGUUCGGACGUGGCCUCACACCGACCCAGUCAGCUGGGCUCAGAGGACCACCACCGUCGCUCUGCUCAAACGUCUUGACCUGAGUCUGGACAAGGCUGUCGCUGCCCUGAAGCAGAACGACCCCAAAUACUACCGAGAGUUCGAGCCUCUGCUGACUUGGACAUUCUGGCUGAUUCCUCAGGGGUGGCACUCCACAGAUCCCAGUCUGGUUUACCCCUCUACCAUAACCACCGAGUGUUAUGAUGAGCAGCUCAGCGACAAGUGUCUGACGCUUCUGCUGGGAACCUGGAAAAUGAACGGGACACCUUGUAUCGUCACCAAACCCUGCCGGGACACCAUGACUCGUUUUGGUUGUCCACAUUACUCUCUGUCUCACCAGCUGCUCUACUUUAUGAUCGGCAGAAUGAGAGGCUGCAACAACCUGUUGAAAGGCGACAUGCGUGCAUCCAGAGUCAACAUGACUGAACAGAACUAUCAGGAGAUCUUCUGCUCAAACAUGAUGAAAGCCAACCAGGACAUCGUUAGAGAUGGCUUGACUGAGCAGACAGCUGACAUCUUUAUUGAGAACAUCCUGAUUUGUGGAUUGUCUGGUUUCUCUGACUUUCACAAAGCUGACUGGCUGCAGCACAUCCUCAGGAUGCAGGACCUGGAAGUCGGCUGCUUUGGGAGAGACCAGAGCAUCAUCUCACAGAUUAUUGGAGACGAGCUCCUGGAACAGCUACAGCCUCACAGGAGAGUGAAGAGGAGGGAGAAGAUCCUUACAGACGGUUGCUCCAGUCACAUGACAGCGGUGGCGGUUGGUGCUCUGGGAGGAUACCUGAACUUUUACCUGACAGAACAGGACAUAACGAAGAGGCCGCUGUCCUGAACCACAGCACCUUGCCCAACAAAACACAUUUUAUGGAUAUAUCGGUAAAAUCCAUGCAAAAAUCUUUUCUGCCAAAGUUGGGAAAAACCUUUUAAGAUUAAUAUUAUCGACAUUUUAAACUAAGGCUUAAAAAAUAACGGUAAAAAACUA
Molecule: messenger RNA, 1294 nt
Organism: Nothobranchius furzeri (turquoise killifish)
Lineage: Eukaryota; Metazoa; Chordata; Actinopteri; Cyprinodontiformes; Nothobranchiidae
Gene: c5h16orf89
Product: chromosome 5 C16orf89 homolog
Cellular component (GO): cytosol; membrane
Source: RefSeq, a predicted model, not a curated record